Molecule: messenger RNA, 702 nt
Organism: Periconia digitata
Lineage: Eukaryota; Fungi; Ascomycota; Dothideomycetes; Pleosporales; Periconiaceae
Source: the annotation of a GenBank genome assembly
UGGUGGUGGUGGUUGCAUUGUUUCUUUUUCGGCUUGGCUUUCACGGGCGGUUCGCAGGUGUUCGUUCGGUCGGCCCACGACACAAUCAUACUUCACCAUCCCUCCCCCCGUCCUUCUGCUGUGUACUGCCUCUUGUACGACUUGCAUGCCGCUCCGCCGUCACCCAAGGAGCAGGCUCAUCCCGUCUCGCCGGUGCCAUGCGCAGUCUGUGACGCUGCUAUCCGACCAUGUUGUUGCUAUAAGAAGUAUCGAAUCUAUAUUAGGGUGAUGUCCUCGCGAUCCGUCCCCGACACCACACUGGGCCUCACGCAGAGCGAAGUCCAGCUCCUCCGCCAGCACCAGCAAAUCGCCCUCUCCCAACAGGGCAGCUCCUCCUCGCGCGCUGCGUCGCAUGCCUCCAGCCAGGGCCGUCUCCUCCUGGAUCCCACCAGCCUCCAGGCGCUCAGCGCCCACUUUGAUCGUCUCAUGUACUCCAUCCAGCAGCGAUGGCACUCUCUGUCCCAACAGACCCAGACGGCCACUCAGAUCCAGUACGACCGCGCCGGUAACGCGAUCCAAAUGGCCGACGCUGAGAUCGCUCGCUUCCAUGCAAUCCUCCGCGAAAUCGACGAGCUCCAGGUCGAGUUCGACAAGGUCCGCCGCAUUGGCGAGAUAGUCAAGGGCUUCAAGGCCAGGGUUGCACAUUUGGAGCGUCGCUUCUAA